GCCUUCAAUUCAGAGAUCUUCCUGCCUCUUCCUCCCCAGUGCUAGGAUUAGGAUUAAAGACUCCAGUCUUUUGGGGGACAGGACCGUAGGGACUCCCCGAACAUCUGUACCAGUACUCCUUUCUAAAAGUAAGGUGACAAAAUUUGCUUCGUAAAUACGUGGCGAAAAACAAGUUUAGAUAAUCCCAAAGUGUCAUUUAAAUAGUAAAUGUCACAAUCUUUUUGGACAAAAUAGAGUGUGCUCAGAUCCAUCUCUUAGUAAAAAGAUUAAGGAAAUGUGUUUUGUGUUCUGUUUUAAUUUGUUAAACAGUCCCAAGAGGGAGAAUAAAGUGGAGGCAUAAUGAUGGUUUUCAGGGAGGAAAAGAAAUCCUGCAUUAUCUAGUCAUACUACGUUUCCAAAAUUUAAAGAGUACUUAGAAAAAGAAUAAUAGAGGGUUGGAGUGAUGGCUGAGCCAAUAAGAGCACUUGCUGCCUUUAGGGAGGACCUGGGUUCAUUCCCAUCACCCAGGUGGAGGCUCAAGGCCACCUGUAGCUGCAGUUUGAGGUGAGCCAAGGCCUCUUCUGGUUUCGUACAUGCCUGAGAUGUACAUGCCAUGCACAGAAAGUCAAAGAAGAACUACAGGGGUUCUGCGGGCCAUCAUGGCAGUCAAGUGGACCGGUGGACACUCUUCUUCUGUCCUCUGCCUAAACGCAAGCAAAGAUGGGCUGGUGGCUUCAGGAGCAGAGGGUGGAGAUCUUGUGGCUUGGGGUGAAGAUGGGACUCCUUUAGGACACAUGCAGUUGGAAGGGGCUGAUGAUGUUACCAGCGUCCUGUUUUCCCCUUCCUGCCCCACCAAGCUCUAUGCCUCCCAUGGAGAAAGCAUCAGUGUACUAGAUGUCAGGUCUCUUAAAGGGGCCCUGGACCAUUUUCAUGUGAAUGAUGAAGAAAUCAAUUGUCUUUCACUAAAUGAAACGGAAAGUCUGCUGGCUUCUGCUGAUGACUCUGGAGCAAUCAAAAUCCUGGACUUGGAAAAGAAGAAAGUCACCAGGUCCCUGAAGAGACAUUCUAACAUCUGUUCCUCUGUGGCUUUCCGACCUCAGCGGCCUCAGAGCCUGGUGUCAUGCGGCCUGGAUAUGCAGGUGAUGCUGUGGAGUCUUCAAAAAGCCCGACCCGUCUGGAUUACAAAUUUACAGGAGGAUGAAACAGAGGAAACAGAAGGGCCCCAGUCCCCUGGUCGGCUCCUAAACCCCGCGUUAGCCCACUCUGUCUCGGUGGCAUCGUGUGGCAAUAUUUUCAGCUGUGGUGCAGAGGAUGGUAAGGUGCGCAUCUUCAGGGUGAUGGGAGUCAAAUGUGAGCGAGAAUUGGGAUUUAAGGGUCAUACUUUGGGGGUAUCCCAAGUCUGCUUUCUGCCUGAGUCCCAUCUGCUGCUUACUGGAGGGAACGAUGGAAAGAUACGCUUGUGGGAUAUGAGCAGUGAAAUGGAGAAAAAACAGAAGAGUCCUGCAAAACACACCCACAGGAAGAAAGCAAAAAGAGCAGCUUGCCCCAAGCAGGGUGGGAACUCAAGCGCCGCAGGAGCGGAUGAGGAGAAGCAUGCAAAGAUUCUGCCAAAGCUCGAUAUUGAACAUGGAGAAAAAGUGAACUGGUUCUUGAGUACAAAAAUAAAAGGGCAGCAAAGUAUAUUAGUGGCCGAUCAGACGAGUUGUAUAUCUUUGUAUCCCUUAAGUGAACUUUAGGGCCAAUAAAAAGCACUGUAAG
Molecule: messenger RNA, 1737 nt
Organism: Microtus oregoni (creeping vole)
Lineage: Eukaryota; Metazoa; Chordata; Mammalia; Rodentia; Cricetidae
Gene: Wdr53
Product: WD repeat domain 53
Exons: 3
Coding region: 573-1715 (380 amino acids)
Molecular function (GO): protein binding
Source: RefSeq, a predicted model, not a curated record